Messenger RNA from Sclerotinia borealis F-4128, 762 nucleotides. NCBI's taxonomy places the organism in Eukaryota, Fungi, Ascomycota, Leotiomycetes, Helotiales, Sclerotiniaceae. The record is from the annotation of a GenBank genome assembly.
AUGUCCGCAGAAAGCACACCACUCCUCUCCGAAUUGAUUCCCUCGCACCACCCACUGCCCUCCUCAUCCUUGACCCUAUCCCUAUCACCAUCCCUCCAUAAAUUCCGUCUCGCGAUUGGUAUAAACGUCCCUAUUACCUCGCCGAGCACUUCUCCGCCCUCCAACCUCGAAGUUCUUCGACAAAAUGCCUACGGAAUCUACAAAUCCGUUCUCACUCAACAACACAAGUUCUCUCUCCAAUAUCACCUCAUUGAAAGCGUCUACUAUUCGUCUCUCCUCUCACAGCUCGUCAUCGGCGGAGUUCUCGCUUCAUUUAGCGAACUAUCCCAGACACAUCCGCAGGCAAUUACUACAUUGGGUGUUGUAAACAGUUGUUUAGCUGGAAUUUUAGGGAUAUUGAAGAGUCAAGGAUUGCCCGAUCGACUGCGUAAGGACGAGUUUGAGAUGCGGAAAGUGCAAGAUUUCAUUGAGGAAUGUGAUACCAGAUUGGCUGUUGGAUGGGGAGAGCAAAUGAGUGACGCAGAAGUGGAUGAUUUGAUUAAGGAAGUUUUUGAUCGGUAUGGUGUUGCGAGGGACACCACCGAGAUGAAUAGGCCAAAUAGUUAUGCACAUCAGACUGAUGGGGAUGAGCAUGGAAAUGGAGAUACAAGCAAGAGACAUGGUGGAAUGCAUGCUGCGACGGUCAAUACGAGAGCUUUGAUUGGAGGCAGACAGAGUAAGAUUUCGGUUGGUGGGAAUGGGAAAGCUUUACAAAUAUAUUGA